AUGGCAUCAAACGAAAAUUUGACAGAUACUACAAGAACACUCGUCCAAACGGCUCUUAACAUUGACAAAACUUUUACGGUGGCAAAAGGAACGGCUGGCGAUACAACGUUUACGUUGGCACAGCCGACGGAUGUGGUGUGCGAUGUGGAUGAGCGAAAUAAACGACACGCUGAGGCGUUGACGACCUGGCUGAAUUACUUGCUGAGGGAUGAGUGCGAUGACGAUGAGAGUUUUCAUGAGACGGCGGCAAGGAAUAAAAAUGAUGCCGAUCGUCAUCUGCGAGAACUUUUGGCGGCUGGUCCCAAUGCGCGAUCAAAUGUGAAAGCAGUGGAAUCGCAGCCGAAUAAACAAACUGGUUUCAAUUUCAAGACGUUCUUUGCCGAUGCACGAAUGACGGCAAUCAGAAGCAGGUAG
Molecule: messenger RNA, 414 nt
Organism: Anisakis simplex (herring worm)
Lineage: Eukaryota; Metazoa; Nematoda; Chromadorea; Rhabditida; Anisakidae
Source: the annotation of a GenBank genome assembly